Strongylocentrotus purpuratus (purple sea urchin) is the source of this 3631-nucleotide messenger RNA. Its product is annotated as flocculation protein FLO11. The record is from RefSeq and is a predicted model, not a curated record. Bases 250 to 2376 code for a protein of 708 amino acids. Gene Ontology annotation, biological process: regulation of transcription by RNA polymerase II; sex differentiation. Gene Ontology annotation, cellular component: nucleus. Gene Ontology annotation, molecular function: RNA polymerase II cis-regulatory region sequence-specific DNA binding; DNA-binding transcription factor activity, RNA polymerase II-specific. The transcript has 2 exons. Lineage: Eukaryota; Metazoa; Echinodermata; Echinoidea; Camarodonta; Strongylocentrotidae.
ACACUAUGGCACUUUGAAUUGCCAUUACAACAUAAAAGGACAUGGCAAAUUCCACGAUUUUAGAUUAUUCUUUAAAAUCUGACGAAAUGGAAGUGGUCUAGUACUUUAGUGUAUCCAUCCAUUCUCACUCUAGUAGAAAGACAUAUCUAAGGAUUAUAUUAACAAUGUGACAAGCUACAAUUUGAUAAAGUUUUUUCAUAUAGCCUUUAUAGGCCUAUAUCAAUUUAGACAACAUUCAGUCACUUAUAUAUGGCUGCUAGUCCUAUUAAAGUUUGGAUUCUCCUUCAGUACAUCUGUUAUUUUUACUAUCCCCUUCCCCUCCUAGACGAAGAAGAUGGGAUAGGACUACAUGUAGAUGAUGAGCUACAAAGGUGUCUUCCCCUCAAGAAACGGCAUCCGACUUGCGCUCGAUGCCGCAACCACGGGCUCAUCCUGGACCUCAAAGGCCACAAGAGAUUAUGCGAGUACCGCUACUGCCGGUGUACUCGAUGUAUCGUCGUGAGUCAGCGGCGAGUGGUGAUGGCCAAGCAGGUAGCCCUGAGUCGAGAGCAGGUGAGACAGCACAGGCAAGACCAGGACACCUCUGAACAGCUACGGGAGAGCCAACGCUUUCAUCAUGAUGUACCACUGCCUCCUCCAGUGAUUGAUCUCACCUCCGAAGGACCAAAUUCAGAUGAGAUGGCGUAUCCCGUUGUUCAGCCGUCGCCAGAUUCGACAAAUAUCGGAUACGGCAACAGUCCAUAUUCUUCGUGGGACUCGUCUCAGGCGAACUUAUCACAGCCGACACAAAUGUCGUCGUCGUCAUCUCAGAAUGUUUUUGGACAAGCGUCGCAGUACUAUCCCACAUCCUUCCAGUCGGCUCAGAAACUUGAUUCUCAUCGACCGGGGAUGGUCUUCACAGCGAAUCCCUCGAGUAGGCGGAUAAUGCCAAGUCCUAUUAUGACCUACCAAUCCAGUGACCCGCGGGUUACAAAUCUCAGCGAUCGAAUCCCUGGAGCCUCGCCGGCCUCCCAAGGAAAUUUUGAACAAGCGCCACAUUAUCACUCAGCAUCAUUUCACACCUCUCAGGUCGAUGAAAUGUAUCGACCCCAGGUUUCUCUCAGUGCUUAUCGCACCGUGAGACCAUUAACACCAAGUUCUAUGGUCGCGUCUUACGAAUCCAUGGACCCACCAUCGGGAUAUUUUCCUAGCCGAAUGACUGCAACUUCAGCCAACCUUUCGUCAGCUCAUAGUGUUAUGGGACAAGCGUCACAGUACUGUCCAAGACCAUCAUUCCAUUCAUCUCUGGUAGAUGAAACGUAUCGAUGCCAAGUUUCCGUUACAGCGAAUUACAAGACGGGACCGGUCUUCCAAAAUCCCAUGAUGGACACAGAGUCGGCAUAUCGUGACAGUUACAUGUCGGCAAACCCGCAGAUGAAUUCCACUGCCGCCCCGCGGAUCAGUUCCAUGCCCAACACUUUUUUUCGUGCCGGAGAAACAGUACAAAGCAUGUGCUACUGUAACGUCCCAGACCAGGCUCAAUUUCAUCCCCAAGUGUCCACCUUUCCAAGUUCGUUAAGAGUAUCACCUUUCGAUGAGCAAGCGACACCAAUGUCCUCGUUACCUCCAAGCGUCGUGACGGCGGCGCAGCGAUCUUAUAUCAAUACAGAUCGACAUCCAUCGCCAAGAGUUACGUCAACAGCUGCGUAUACAUUUCACACAAUAGACGAGCCUCCCUUCUAUUCGCAGAAUGACAUUCCCUACCAAGACGACGAGCCUGCAUUCCGGUCACAAAGAGCCACAACAUCAGAACAAUCGCAAGACAUGCCCCUAGAUCACUCGGACGACUUUUCCUGGAGUCCGCAAGCGGUAACCGCGACAAAAAGCCCAGAAGCUGUCUCGUCGGAUCACUCUCCUGAACCGUCCUAUAAAUCUCGUCGUCCUUUUCCUCUUAGAAUCACCAUCCCGUCUCUACAGACGAAUGAGAGUAGCUUCACCGACAUCCGAUCUCCAAUCGACCCAUCUCCUACUUUCUCACCAUUCAGCUUAAGCCUCCUGGCAAACACGACCCUGCCGACAAGUGAUAUUCCUUCUCCUGGAUUCUUUACUUCUUCUCUCCCUUCCUUCAACUACCCCUCUCCGACGUUGCCCACUCAGAGCUCUCCCGUCUUUAGCUAUCCGUCUCCAUACACCAACCCUUCCAAGUACGCAGGAGUACCUUCCUUCCAGAGCCUUGCGGACUCGCUUUUGCCUGUGAUGCAAACCAGCCAAGUGACAUCAAACUUCGCGGAGCAGGUUCGGAUCCCGCCAAAAUAUGACGAAGACCUUGAUGACGAUCGGGAGGGUGACGAAAUUGAUGUUUGUUCUUUAGGCCACUAUGCCAGUGAUAAUUUUUAACGUUUUCAAGACCUCGUAAUCCCAUUUGUCAGCUUGUCAACAAAUACAAUUUGAUUUACUUUGAAAGAACUUUGCAUAAUAAUAAUAAUGAUAAUUUUAAUGUGAGUAAAUAAAAAUGAAUGCAAUUUAACAUAUUCAAAUUCCUUGCGGUAUAAGUUCUGCUCUCGAACUCGAUGAUUCCGUAAUGUUAACAGGAAGAUUGGACAAAACAUAAAUAUACCCGACGGCGUGCAAGAACAAAUAUAUUUAGUAUGAUUAGCUUUUAUUUUCAUUUAUUUUUUUGAUACCUAUGUCUUCAUAUUAAAAGGUAGUAGAUGUUUGCUGAUCUUUUUCCCCUUUUAAGAUUUUAAGAUUCGUAUUCCCUUUUAAUGAAUAUGAUAACCCGGUGCGUGAAUUGCCAAUAGUUUUUUGUUUUUCGUGUACCAACAGAUAGGUCUUUGUGUGCAUAUAAUUCGAUCUUAAUUAAAUCAGGAUGAAUAAUGAGAUUCGAUAUCAUACAUUUAUGACUUUUUGUGCGUCACUUCUUUUGAAUUAAAAAAUCAAAGAGUUUAAAAUGUCGGAACAGCAACAAAUUAUGUCAAUCCGCAAGACAAAUUACCAAUCGACACUUCGUUCUUGUUGGAUGAUUCAUGAAAGAUUCUCAUUACGUAGUUGAAAUUAAAUGCAGUUUUUAUGAAGUUAACAUCCGUAUCAAAGCGAGUCACGUGAAAAGAAACAAAACAACACUUUUAUUGUUAGAUACAAUGUAUUUUAGCAUAAUUUUCACUCAAGUUGCUCUUUAAUUAAAUGGGUUUAAACAAAUCUCGGCAUGGACGACUUGAUCUUUGAGGGCGCAAUGCUUUUAACUUGACAAUGUACUUUGGAUGUUAAUUGAUUUUAAAAGCAGUUUCAAUUGCUCUUUUUUUCUCUUUCUCUUUUUCUCUAUUUCUGCCCAUCUCUAUUUACGUUAUAUGUCCUUUUUUUUCUUUUCACUUUAUCUUGCAUUUUCUCUAUUGAUUUCUUUCCAAUAUUUUUGACUUUUUUUAAACUUUCUAUCAUAGAUGAGAUCGAACAAACUUUGAUACAUACAUGUAUAUCUUGUAAAAACACUGUUUUUCCGAUUCCUACAUUGCUUCAUCAAGCCGAAAUCAAGCAUCGGAUUACAAUAAAUAAAACUAUUUCACUCUUAUUUGCAAAUUGCAAUGUUUGUCAGGUUAUAAGCUGUGUACAGACUAACCCAAACAAUAAAACUAGAUGUAUAAUUUAUCUCACAUGC